This is a messenger RNA of Biomphalaria glabrata, 694 nucleotides long. RefSeq lists its product as uncharacterized. Bases 240 to 635 code for a protein of 131 amino acids. The record is from RefSeq and is a predicted model, not a curated record. The transcript has 6 exons. NCBI's taxonomy places the organism in Eukaryota, Metazoa, Mollusca, Gastropoda, Planorbidae.
AGUCCUAUAUUUCCUGGGUUUGACACUUGUUAACUCGACACGUCAUCGGUGCAGAGAUAUUAUAAAUAGGAAAUGCUCAUGUCCAGAAUAACUGGAUUUUAAAAACGCUGUAAAUAAAUCUAAGUUUAGCGUAGUCUACUGCUAGAUUACAAGGAAAAGUAGCACAGUUUGUCAUAAGCGGGUCUUCAUCUAACAGGUGUCUUGGUUCAAGAAGAAACCCAAAGAAUCAAUAAAAAGACAUGGCUCAAGCUUUUGCUGGUGUGUGGAAGAUUCAGAAGAUUGAGGGAGCCGAGGAAUAUUUUAACGCAAUUGGUCACGCAGAAAUGGCCAAAGACAUUGCCAACAUAACGGAAAUUGAGGUCCAGGUGGAUGGAAAAACUGUCACCACUAUCUCUAAGUUUGAGGGCAAGGACAAUAAGGUGGAUAUCGUAGUCCUGGACGAAACCACAGAGAAAGAAGGUCCUGACGGUGUCAAGAUAGUGUCAAAAGCAUACAUGGACGGCGCCACAUUUCGCCAAGAAGGGAGCGCAGGUAAUGAUAACUGGAAAGUGAUCAGAUAUAUUCAAGAUGGUGCAUCUAUAUCCGAAAUUAUUGCCAAGGGAACAACAUUGAAGAUAACAAUGGUUAAAGCAUAAAAUAAAAUGUCGAAAUGAUUUUUCAGCUAUAGGCCUAAUAAAUAUUUUUACAUGGACAA